AUGAGUUCCGGUUCCUCUACCACCGGCUCAGGCGCCUUCUCUUCCGAUAUGGACGAAUCAGAAUUCUUGAAAAGAAAUCGCAUGUUGCAUUGGGCACGACUAUCUCUAUCAUUUUUGAUCUUUACCGCUGCUGUCGCAAUUAUUCCCUGCGAAGCAGUUCCAUUCCAUCACUAUAGGACUACGGCUAAAUGGGCAACCUCUGGUCUUGCUCUGUGGCCUAUGAACUUUGAUAUUCGACCAACGGUAGCUAUAAUCGCCUGUGGCUGCAUCAUUGCAUUUUUGAACUUGGCAUACGUUAUCGCGGCACUUCUUCCGUUGCCUUACUCGCGUAUUAAGCUCCUAAACUCCUAUGCUUCGGCCUCUGCAAUCGCUGGCUUUCUCACUGCCCUGGUCGGUCUGGUCUUCACUAUUUACCUUCCCUCCUCGGCGUACCCAACUGGCUUCACCGAUAACGAAACUUUACACAGCUGGACUUGCAAAUGGAGGGAAAGCUCUGGGGAUGACAUUGCCCCGAUUCACUUUUUACGAGAUUGUCAUGCUACUAGUGCUGGUUUUGGGCUGCUGUGUUUGUCACUCGGAUUGGAGAUCUUUAUGGGAAUGGCCGCGGCUGUCGGUACCUGGUUCCAAAGGGAUGUUGGUCGUCGUCGUCAGGAGCAGGUUCAGUUGGAGAAGUUGGAGAAGUUGGAGAUUGCGACAAAGCAAGUGUAUAAGAACUGA
Molecule: messenger RNA, 717 nt
Organism: Penicillium odoratum
Lineage: Eukaryota; Fungi; Ascomycota; Eurotiomycetes; Eurotiales; Aspergillaceae
Exons: 2
Coding region: 1-717 (238 amino acids)
Source: RefSeq, a predicted model, not a curated record